Messenger RNA from Priapulus caudatus, 1535 nucleotides. Its product is annotated as zonadhesin-like. Bases 22 to 999 code for a protein of 325 amino acids. The record is from RefSeq and is a predicted model, not a curated record. Lineage: Eukaryota; Metazoa; Priapulida; Priapulimorpha; Priapulimorphida; Priapulidae. The transcript is spliced from 2 exons.
UUUUACCACACAGCACCUUACAUGUUACCACAAAGCACCCUGUGUUACCACAAAGCACCUUACGUGUUACCACACAACACCCUGUGUUACCACAAAGCACCUUACGUGUUACCACACAGCACCUUACAUGUUACCACAAAGCACCCUGUGUUACCACACAGCACCCUGUGUUACCACAAAGCACCUUACGUGUUACCACACAGCACCCUGUGUUACCACAAAGCACCUUACGUUUUACCACACAGCACCUUACAUGUUACCACAAAGCACCUUACGUGUUACCACACAGCACCCUGUGUUACCACACAACACCCUGUGUUACCACACAGCACCUUACGUGUUACCACACAACACCCUGUGUUACCACACAGCACCUUACGUGUUACCACAAAGCACCUUACGUGUUACCACAAAGCACCUUACGUGUUACCACACAACACCCUGUGUUACCACACAGCACCCUGUGUUACCACACAGCACCUUACGUGUUACCACACAGCACCUUACGUGUUACCACACAACACCCUGUGUUACCACAAAGCACCUUACGUGUUACCACAAAGCACCUUACGUGUUACCACACAACACCCUGUGUUACCACAAAGCACCUUACGUGUUACCACACAACACAAUGUGUUACCACAAAGCACCCUGUGUUACCACACAACACUCUGUGUUACCACAAAGCACCUUACGUGUUACCACAAAGCACCUUACGUGUUACCACACAACACCCUGUGUUACCACAAAGCACCUUACGUGUUACCACAAAGCACCUUACGUGUUACCACACAGCACCCUGUGUUACCACACAGCACCUUACGUGUUACCACAAAGCACCUUGUGAUACCACACAACACCCUACGUGUUAUCACACAGCACCCUGUGUUACCACACAACACCCUACGUGUUAUCAGACAACAAACUAUGUGGUACCACACAGCAAACUAUGUGAUACCACACAACCCCCUAUGUGAUACCACACAACACACUAUGUGAACACACAACUAUGAGAUAACACACACAUGUGUUAACUAUCAAUUGAUAUGACGCAGCUUUCACCGAUAUGAUUGCCUCAUGAUCCAAGUCACAUCUCCGCGGGUGAUAUGUUUAGUGAGACACAAACAACAGCUCUGAUGACGUGGCGUGCGCACCAACGACGUGCAUUUCAUUGCGACGAUGGAUUUAGACUUUAGGAAUUUUUUUUAUAAUUAAUGCUGAUGAUGGCGUAUUUAGCGUAGCAGAUACGCUUUUGAUGUAGCAUCAUCAUCAUCAUCAUCAUCAUCAUCAUCAUCAUCAUCAUCGUCGUCGUCGUCACUAUCAUCAUCACACCCACCAAGAAACAAACAUUAUGCUUUUUGAUCUUCUAUGUUCUAAACGCUUCCUCACUUAAAAUCAUAUUUUCCACGUUACUGUACAAGUAGCGUGAGUAGAUGGCAGCUAUGCAUGACAGCAACAAGUACAACAGCUAAUAUGAACACGACGACUAUCCCCCCCCCCUAAAAAAACGCGCAGAAAAUAAAUAUCAUAGCUUU